Molecule: messenger RNA, 924 nt
Organism: Parascedosporium putredinis
Lineage: Eukaryota; Fungi; Ascomycota; Sordariomycetes; Microascales; Microascaceae
Source: the annotation of a GenBank genome assembly
AUGGCAGCGGAAGCCUCGGCGGUAUCGCGAUGCUUCAUCUGCCUGGGUGACGCAGGCGAGGAGGGCGACAUAUCUGACUGGGUGCACCCAUGCCCGUGCUCGCUCGAAGCCCAUCACGCGUGCUUGCUCCAAUGGGUCGACGAGUGCGAGCGCGAGAGCAAGCCCCUCAAGUGCCCCGUGUGCCAGGCGCCUAUACGCGUGGAGGGGGCAAAAGACCUUGCGGUUGAGCUGAGCGAUGCCAUCCGAAAUUUUGUCAACGGCGUGUCGCCCAUCGCGAUCGGCUCCAUGUUUGGUGGCGCUGUUAUGGCGGGGCAGGCCCUCUACGGCUUCCACGCCAUCCGAAUCUUUGCUGGGGAGGAGGCCGUCUUGAAUAUACUAGGGACGGGAAGUCUGAGAAAUCAUGUGCCGGCCUUGCUGGGUGUGCCGAUGAUUGCCCCCAGCUUGAUAUUCUAUCAACUCUUCCCCACGUUUACGACGGCGAUAAGCACUCCCUUCUCCAUCUUGCUCGCCUUUGCUUCUCUGCCUGCCUCGCCAUACAUCAAGCUCAAGGGCGAGCUUUUCGGCAGGGCCGAAGCGAGGACCGCGCCGCCGGAUGAUGGUGGCAUGGGCGGUGGGCUACGCGAAAUCAUAAACAAUCUCGCAGAUAACCUCGGCGGGGGCGAGGACCUUCAGGCCAACGAAAGGGUGGAGGUGUGGUUCGACGAGGGCGCGGAUGGAAAUGAGGCUGAGCUGAUCAUCGACAUCAUAGAAGAGGUGACAGACGAUGAAGAGGGGGAUGCCGAGGAGGGCAUGCCGAGAGACGAAGGGGAAUGGGUUUCCGAUGAAGAUGAACCAGCAGCAGAAGAAGAAAGGGAAGGUGAACCGCGCCCGCCCGCCCUGCUCCUGCCCCUCAGCCAGAGCCGCGACGCAAUCCAGGAGGUGUAA